Mizuhopecten yessoensis (Yesso scallop) is the source of this 681-nucleotide messenger RNA. RefSeq names its product WD repeat-containing protein on Y chromosome-like. The record is from RefSeq and is a predicted model, not a curated record. Gene Ontology annotation, molecular function: protein binding. Bases 1 to 681 code for a protein of 226 amino acids. Lineage: Eukaryota; Metazoa; Mollusca; Bivalvia; Pectinida; Pectinidae. The transcript is spliced from 5 exons.
AUGUAUCACUCCGCUAUAGUUCCGGUCAACGAUGGCACACCAGUAGAACAACGGCGGCGCCUUGGUAACACUGAGAGAGUGAAGACCUGCCCCCAUCUCAAUGUGUCCUUCAAGGCCCACGACUCGGCGGUGGUCAGUGUGGAGUACAUCCAGCAUGAGGCUGGUCAGUUUAUCCUCAGUGCGUCCACAGACAAAACGGCACGUCUCUGGUCCAUGGAGGGUCACUACAUAGGCACCUUUGGUCAGAAAAAAUCCUGGAACCUUAAGAACAAGAAGUCUUGGUGUCACCCUAAAACGCCCUGGGAUGUGACGGGGACCAGUAAAUUAGAUGGUGAUAAAACAAGUAACAAUAGCCAAGCAGAUAUCACCAUAGAAACAGAGAACGUACAGGUCGGAGGUCAGGAGGAGAUUCCAAAUAAGGAUAACGGGGAGGUAGAGGAGAAGGAAGAGGAGGAGGAGGAGGAGGAGGAGGAAUUGGAGGAGGAGUCUGUGGAGACGCCCUUACCCACACAGGCUCCCACAGUGGAGAGACACAGUGACAGUGGGCACAGCCUAAACAUCAAGGUCAGGGCACAGACAAUUGACCUUGGGUCACUUCGACCUGAGCGCUCCAAGGUAGGUGUUCACAAUGUUAACAUUGCAUGUUUUUUUCAUCGUGUUUUCUUAGUAUUGUCUUACUGA